This is a messenger RNA of Rhincodon typus (whale shark), 1962 nucleotides long. RefSeq names its product LIM/homeobox protein Lhx9. Bases 383 to 1375 code for a protein of 330 amino acids. Gene Ontology annotation, biological process: neuron differentiation; regulation of transcription by RNA polymerase II. Lineage: Eukaryota; Metazoa; Chordata; Chondrichthyes; Orectolobiformes; Rhincodontidae. The transcript has 5 exons. Gene Ontology annotation, molecular function: DNA-binding transcription factor activity, RNA polymerase II-specific; RNA polymerase II transcription regulatory region sequence-specific DNA binding. Gene Ontology annotation, cellular component: nucleus. The record is from RefSeq and is a predicted model, not a curated record.
AACUCCUCCUACCAAAUUAUCCAACUGUGCCCUGGCGAGAGGCUGCAACAAAUAGGCGAAACGGUGUGCUCCCAGCCAGCAAGCUACAAUCCGAUCAGCAAGGAGCUAAGGAGUCAGGGGAAUGCGGUUAAAAUCGCCCUAACAUCAUUGUUUGCCCGUUAUUCCUAACCAGUCUGCAGGGAUUCCUUCUAUCACUGUCUGGUCCCCAGCAGCAGCCAGUAACUAUCAUCUCCCCGGGCGCCGGAGAAUUUGACGUGUUGUACUACCUCCCGCCCCCCCGCCACCCCAUCAGAGAUUAGCAGUUUAUUUCUCUCUCUCUCUUUCUCUUUCUUUCUCUAAUUGUCUUGUAGCAGUUUCUUCCAUGGUUUAAGCUGGGGUCUGUAUGGAAGUACUAAGAGCCAGGGCCGAGGAAGACACGUGUACUUUCCGUCAAUCAGCGAUGCUUUUCCACGGAAUCUCUGGGGGCGAGAUCCAGGGAAUCAUGGAGGAAAUGGAAAGGAGAUCCAAGACGGAUUCCCGGCUCGCCAAAGGAGUGCAGAUGAACGGAAGGGAAACGAACAUGCCUUCUAUUAACUCGGAGAAACCCGCCUUGUGUGCAGGCUGCGGCGGUAAAAUUGCAGAUAGAUACUACCUGCUUGCUGUCGACAAACAGUGGCACCUCAGGUGCCUCAAGUGUUGUGAAUGUAAACUCGCCCUGGAGUCCGAAUUAACUUGUUUCGCCAAGGAUGGCAGCAUUUACUGUAAAGAGGACUACUACAGGAGGUUUUCUGUCCAACGCUGUUCUCGUUGCCACCUCGGAAUAUCCGCCUCUGAAAUGGUCAUGCGAGCCAGGGACUCAGUUUAUCACUUGAGCUGUUUCACGUGUACGACUUGCAACAAAACAUUAACCACAGGCGACCACUUCGGCAUGAAAGAUAAUUUGGUUUACUGCAGAGUUCAUUUCGAGUCCCUGAUGCAGGUAGACUAUCACACGCAACUGAACUACACCGAGCUGGCUUCAAAGAGCGGGGGUCUCGGCUUGCCCUACUUCAAUGGGACAGGCACUGUUCAGAAGGGACGCCCCAGGAAGAGAAAAAGCCCUGCCCUCGGAGUCGAUAUCUCAACUUACAACCCAGGCUGCAAUGAAAACGACGCGGACCACUUGGACAGGGAACAACAGCCCUACCCUCCAACCCAGAAAACCAAGCGUAUGCGCACAUCCUUCAAACACCACCAGCUUCGCACCAUGAAGUCCUACUUCGCCAUAAACCAUAACCCAGAUGCGAAAGAUUUAAAACAGCUUGCCCAGAAAACUGGGCUCACCAAAAGAGUUUUGCAGGGAGAACAAAUCUUGGGGCAUUACAGCCACACUUCCCGACGUUUGAAAAUUCCCUAGGUAUUUUAAGAAGGGGAAAGGUUGAUCGGAAUUCAACAGCAGUGAAGACAAAGACUAUAUUAACACACAAUUAAAUAUCCUAAAACUUUACUCAGAUACAUAAUUACAAUAAGCCUCCAAAAUGUAAUUUGCUUGAAUGUUUAAGCUAAUGUAGGACGCAACGUGUUGUAUUUCUUUUACGUUUAAGCUGUCAGUGGACAUACAUGUAGAGAAAACAUAAAGUCUGCGCUGGACUGAAUUUGAAAGAAUUAGGAUGUGGUUAGGACAGGCCAGUCUGAUUUCCAUCGCACUGCCAAGUUGACCAACUAAAUUAACAGAUUUUCGGACAUCAAACGUAAAGCUUUGUCUGUACUCAACAAUUCUAAGUGUAUAAUUAAUUUGAUAUCCAUUUGUAAUGUGGAGACUUGGUUAUGAUGAUUUAAGCCACAUUCCUUCAAUAGGGAUAAUCGAUGUAUGGUAUUUGGAGACGAAAUUCGCAAGUCCUUCAAGCCCACAGGCGACAUUUUGGUGUUUCUGGUUGUAAAGCAAAAUUGAGAAACAUUGUGCAUGCUAUUAUAAUACUUCCUCUAAAUUCUUUUCAAUAUCAA